Molecule: messenger RNA, 190 nt
Organism: Cetraspora pellucida
Lineage: Eukaryota; Fungi; Glomeromycota; Glomeromycetes; Diversisporales; Gigasporaceae
Source: the annotation of a GenBank genome assembly
AUGGGUAGAUAUGAAGAAUCACUGGAUGAUUUAAAUAAAUCAUUAGAAAUCUGUCCAAAUGGUACUAUAGCAUUGAAUUAUCGUGCAUUAACUUAUCAACAUUUGGGAAGAUAUAAAGAAUCACUUGAAGAUUUAGAUAAAUCAUUAGAAUUAUGUUUAUCAGCUCAUUCUAGAAAUUCUAUUAAAACCC